Messenger RNA from Cyphomyrmex costatus, 1251 nucleotides. It is a transcript of the gene MCTS1, whose product is annotated as malignant T-cell-amplified sequence 1 homolog. Bases 408 to 956 code for a protein of 182 amino acids. NCBI's taxonomy places the organism in Eukaryota, Metazoa, Arthropoda, Insecta, Hymenoptera, Formicidae. Gene Ontology annotation, biological process: formation of translation preinitiation complex. The record is from RefSeq and is a predicted model, not a curated record. The transcript is spliced from 7 exons. Gene Ontology annotation, molecular function: RNA binding.
UUGAAGCUUUCAUAAAAUCGACCAAUCAUUUGCGUUCGAUGUGCCUCUGGAUUAGGUAGCACAUAUGCAACACGUCAAUCCGUCUGAAUGCCUGAAUGGGUCUUAAAAUCGCGUGUGUUGGUUGAUAUGUGUGAGCUGUUGCGAGUGUGACUGUUCGACGACCGACUUAACCUUGAUUUCGCCGAAUUUUUCAUACACGUCUAGAAAGGGAAAGAAAUUUGGAACGCUGAAAGCUGUGUAUAAUUCUUUGUCAAAUCUGGAAAAGAUAUACAUACGUCUAACAAAGUCAAGACAUUACUGAGAAAACGUGUCUAGGACGAAAUAAUAUCUCGUCGUGAAUGACCGGCUAAUUGAAUGUAUUGUUCAGAAGGUCUUAAGACAGUGGUGUGUUACGGAAAAUCAAGAAAAUGUUUAAGAAAUUCGAUGAAAAGGACAGUGUUUCUGGCGUUCAGCAAUUGAAGUCGUCUGUACAGAAAGGAAUCCGUGCAAAGCUCUUGGAGUUGUAUCCUCAUCUAGAGAGUCAUAUAGAUGUUAUAAUACCAAAGAAAGAUGCUUUUCGUAUUGUAAAAUGCCACGAUCAUAUAGAGAUCAUAGUGAAUACAGCAGGAGACCUGUUAUUUUUUCGCCAACGUGAAGGUCCAUGGAUGCCUACUUUAAGAUUACUACACAAGUAUCCAUUUUUCCUUCCAAUGCAACAAGUAGAUAAAGGUGCCAUUAGGUUUGUUCUUAGCGGCGCAAACAUAAUGUGUCCUGGUUUAACGUCAAAAGGUGCAAAGAUGAUGACUGUGGAUAAAAAAACAGUUGUCGCUGUCAUGGCUGAGGGCAAGCAACAUGCAUUAGCUGUUGGUAUUACAACAUUGUCAACAGAAGAUAUUGCCAAGGUGAAUAAGGGAGUAGGCAUCGAAAACUGUCAUUAUUUGAAUGAUGGACUUUGGCAAAUGAAACCAGUGAAGUGAGACUGAAUGUACUGUGAAUUCAGGAUAUAAUCAAAGAAUCAUUUUACAUACAAAUGUUCUUUUAUCCAUUUUUACUUCGCCAUGUAAUAAUUUCAUAUGGAACAAUUUCUGGACAAUUUUUGUGUCCACAGUUACAGGUCAUAAUAAAACCAAGUUUAUUAUUAUAUUUUUAUCAUAUAAAUUAAAAAAUUACGAGUAUUUCUGCUGGCGCAAGGAUACAGAGAUAUAUGUAUCGUGUAAACGAAAAUCUCCAAAUCUAGAAUAGCAUUUGUAAAAUAAAAAAUAUUUAAACAGA